This is a messenger RNA of Rhincodon typus (whale shark), 7578 nucleotides long. RefSeq names its product transmembrane protein 164. NCBI's taxonomy places the organism in Eukaryota, Metazoa, Chordata, Chondrichthyes, Orectolobiformes, Rhincodontidae. The transcript has 5 exons. The record is from RefSeq and is a predicted model, not a curated record. Bases 3329 to 3805 code for a protein of 158 amino acids.
CUAUUUACAUGGCUCAUUGCCGCAAAAAGGCUACCAACAUUAUCAAAGACACAUCACAUCCUGGUAAUGCUCUCCUACAAUCUCUUCCAUCAGGCAGGUGAUAGAGAAGCCUGAACAUGCCAGCUGGUUCAGGAAUGGCUUCUUCCCAGCUGCUAUUACACUAACGAAUGGACUCUCUAGCUUCAAAUAAUGCUGAUCUUGCUAAUGGUGAUCUUGCCUAGUGCACACCCUGCGACGUAACCUGUAUGCUUCUGUCUAAGUUUCUCUUUCAUCCUAUGGUCUGUACGACCUCACUUAUUGUGAUCUGCCUGUACUGCUCGUAAACAAAGCUUUUCACUGUACUUAAGUAUAUAUGACAAUAAAUAAAUACAUCAAAUUAAAUUGAGGUUAUCCUCCAUUACUGUGUGGCACACACGCUGAGUUAAAUGGAAUCAACUUGAAACAGAUCUCACAACUCCAAUUGGACAUCCAAGAGGCACUGGGCCAUCAGCAGCAGCAGAAUUGUAUUCUGCCACAAUCUGAAAACGUCAUGGCCUGGCAUAUCCCCCAGUUUACAAAUACCAUUCAUCUAGGAGAUCAGUCCUGGUUCAAUGAAGAGUGCAGGAGGUCAUGCCAUGCCAGGAGGUGUUAACCUGGCAAAGCUACAAAACAGGUCAACUUGCAUUGCGAGCAGUGGAAGCUGUACAUGAUAACAUGGCUAAGUGUCCAACAGUCCAUGGAUCAGAUCUAAGCCAGUCCACCAGCAUUCCCAACUGGAUAAUUUGAAGAAUUCGCUGAGGAUGAUGAUAUUUGUGGAACCUCCUCCUCCAGGGAUGGUGCCUAGCUCAUGACUGCAAAACGCUGAAGUCUUUCUAUCCAACUCCAGCUAGUAUUAAAUGGAUGAUCCCUCUUGGCCUCCUGAGGCCCCCAGCAUUAGAGAUGCCAGUGUUCAGUCAAUUUCAUUUGCUCUGCGAGAUAUUAAGAAGCAGCUGAUGUUGCCAGAUACUGCAAAGGCUACAGGUAUUGCAAGAUUUGAGGUGACAAUAUUUACUGAUGUUCAUCAUUUACAACUGCUCAGAUAUUGGGGCAGUCAGUGUUCAUGCAUUAGAAUACCUGGGCAAUGUACAAACCCAGGCUGACAAGUGACAAGUAACAAGUAACAUCACGCACAAGUAACCUGUCUAUGACCAUCCCCAUCAGCUAAUGAUUUCUCCUUUAACAUUCAGUAGUGUUACUGUCCCUCACUUCCCCACUACUAUCAAUAUCUUGGGGGUUACUACUGACCAGAAAAUGAACUGGACCAGCCAUAAAUAUUGUGGUUCCAAAUGUAAGUCUGAGGCUUGGAAUUCUCUGGUGAAUAAUUGCUUCCCAACUUCCCAAAGCACCAUCUACAAGGUACCAGUCAGGAGUGUGAUGCAAUACUGUCCACUUACCCAGAUAGGUGCAGCUUCAACAAUGAAGAAGCUUGAUGCCGUCCAGGACAAAGCAUCCUGUUUCAUUUGGCAUCCCAUUCACCACCCUCAGUUUUCACUCCUUUCAUCAUCAAAGUACAGUGGCAGACUACAGAAUGUACUGCAGUAACUCAGCAAGCCUCAUUUCACAGCAGCUUCCAACCCUGGGACUUCUACAAGUUCAGAAAUACAAUGAACACCACCACCUACAAAUUCCUACCAAGCCAUAGGACUGUCCUGGUUUGGAACUACCACCUUAUUAUUUCACUGUUAUGGUUCAAAGUCACUUCCUAACAGCACUCCCCCAUGUCCCAUUGACCAGCAUGGUUCAAGAAGAUACAUCAGCAUCCACUUUAAGGACAAUUAGGGAUGAGCAAAAAUGCUGGCAUAGCAAGCAAUGCCCACAUCCCAUGAAGCAAUUUUUAAUAAAAUUCAAUAGGAUGUACUUCUACAUCUUAUAAACUAUAAUUGGCAAAAUUUCUUUAAUCAAUUUGCACACUUGAGUUAGACUUUCUUUUAUUAUAGCUGAUGGUAUGAAACAGAAGUUACGAUUGAAAUAUCUCCAGAGAGGCUGGUAUUCUGUCACCAAGUCAUUCUUUAUUUACAUGUGAAAGUCCUUGACUCUUUCUUUGUGCUUGAUAUGGUGUAUGGUUUACUGUUUAUUUUCAUAAUUGAUUCUGGGCUGCAUUGGGACCUGUCUGCUCUGUGUUUGCCUGCAUGUUUGUGUCUUGUGUGUGUUUUAUAAUGUCCAAAUGAAUCUUAAAGUUCAGAGGGGCUGCUGAGUCUUUUGGCUUAUUGGAAGCAUUCUGUCUUCCUCCUCACUUUGACGGUGAUGAUCAGUAAGAACCAUGGAUGACCUGGUUAAUUGACCUCUAUUGCCUAAUAACACUUCUGUAAUCUUAAACUUUAAAAAUUUGCAAUCAGAUCAGAAGCUAUCUUGGACUAUUAUUAGCCGAACUGUAUAACCAUAUGCAGAAUUGUUAUUUGGAAGCUGUUUAUUUUCUUAUAAUUCAGAUUUGUUUUUGUUUCGAUAAAAACAUAAUUAAUUUUAAUGUUGCCUCUUAGUAAAUCGAACGUGACCUUCAAUCAGCAAUACUUUGUAACAAAGUGACUCUAAAUAGUAAACCAAUGCAGAACUGAAAAAGCAAUUCCUGCAGCCAGUGUUAUUAUGCCUGGGAGUAUUUUCAUACCCUUUUAACAAACGUAAAAAUUUGCUAUGGAUCAGUGACUGCGCACUCUUAUGAACGUUAAGUGUUCCUGCUGUGUUUGACUUGGCAUUUCACUUUUAAGGCUGGUUAUUUUAAAUGCUUUGCAACAAUUUUGCAGUAAUUGUGCUCAGGUACCGCUGAGCAGAUCUUCACUUAAGCCCUUUGUGAAAUAGUGACAUAUUUGUGAUGUAGUAAUUUCUUAGGGAAAGCAAAUAAGGAGCACUUGGAAGUCAGUGCAAAGACCUACUGGGCCAUAAUUUACAGUGGCAGGUGAUGUAACAGUCUCCAUCCUGAUCUUGCUGUUGCACGUUUGGUUUCAAUGAUAAUUUAUGUGGCAGUUGUCGAAAGUGCAAGCUGAUAAUGUUGUCAGUGAAUGAAACCAGACAAGUGGGACCUGUGCGUACAGGGCAAGCUUCCUGUAUGUCUCCUUAAUCAAAUUGAGGGAUUUUGAAACUCUGAAGCUUUGUAAAUGAGAAGGAAGUGUAAAUUAGGGUGGGUGUAUUUGAUGCCAAAUCAAGUACAGAAAUAGGAAGCUUAAGAGAGGCAAAAAAGAGAUAUGCGAAGAAAAUAUUUCUCAAACAAUUUUAUUUUUAUGUCCAGCAGUUACGACUGAAGGAUUGACUUGUUAUGAUCCCAGUUGAUGGUUAUACUGGACACCAGUUCUCAGAAUGAAACCUGACUUGAUAGAUCAUGUGCUGUAACUUUUGCAGCUGGCUGCAGAUGCACAUGUUGAAUGGAGCGUUACUGGCAUUGCUGUUUCCUGUAGUUAAUACCAGGCUGCUCCCCUUCGAGAUGGAGGUCUACUACAUCCAACACAUCACACUAUACAUCGUUCCGAUCUAUCUGUUGCAGAAAGGGGGUGUGUACAAACCAGAACCACUGGGUGAUUUUUGGUGGGCUCUUCUUGCUACAGGACUUCUAUUCUUCUAUCAUUUUACCUUUCUUCAGAUCCUUGGCUUGGUCACAGAAGUUAAUCUGAACAACAUGCUUUGUCCUGCAAUAUCGGACCCUUUUUACAGCUCCUGGUACCGGGUCUGGGCAUCGGGACAUCAAACAUUGAUGACAGUGACACACGGAAAAUUGGUUACUCUUCUUUUCUAUGCUGCUGCUCCUGCUUGCAAGUACCUGGUAGAUAUGGUCAAGCUGCCAAUGAAGAAAGUAGUUUGAAAUGUUGCAACAGGUCUUACCUGGCAAAGUAUAUUAUUCAGAUGUCUUUUUUUCAAAUGGUGGCAGAAGAUUUAGAAAGGUAGAUUUUUUAAAAAAAGGCUGCAAACAGUGACAAAAUAGUGGCCUUAAAGAGAUCUUUGUCUGAAAUGGUUUUGUACUUUUUGAAAUACAACGAAACUGAAUGUUCUUCACAACUUCAGAUCUAAAUGAGCAAGUUCAAAAAGGAUAACUAUCACGAUAGAAAGUGAACAGUCGUGAAAGAUACAGGAAAAGGCUGGGACAGAUUAUUUGCUCUGUUUUGCCUUCCCAUGUAUUGUCUCUGACAAAAGUGCUGUUAUCUAAUAUGUUCCCAUUCAAACAGCUUUUGAGUGACUAUAAUUGAGCAAUCCAUCCAAACAAUUGAAAAUAUUAAGUUGUGGAGUUUAAGGAAACUAACCUAUUAUGUUUCUUUCUCUCUACAUGAGGAAGCUAGUUUAUUUAUGGAUUAAAUAAAAAUGUCACAACAAUGUUGCAAGAUUACUUGGAACAAUUCUGCAAGUGUGUUGUAUUUUGAGUCAACCUGUAUUAACUCCUAUUUCAUCUUUGAGGUUUUCAAUUUUUUUUAAAAGGUGUGGAUGCAUUGUCCAUAUGAUAGAUAGGAGGCUAGACAUGUAAGUUGAUCCUAGGCUUCAACCAACAGUGCUCUAUUACUGCUUGGCAUGGCUUUUACUCCGUGUGGUUCGUAAUCUGGUUCCACUUGAUAUUUUGUAUACGUGACAGGGCUUUAACCAAAAAUGUACUCUAAUGAACAUGCAUCAUAAAGAUAUACUGCCCAUUUGAAGAAACUACUUACUGUCCCUUCUUGCUCAAUUCUUAAAUCCCAAAGAUUUUGAGAACCAACAAAGAUAUUUUCACCUAUUACCCAUGUACAUCUAUUUACCAGACUAUGUUCAUUUCAAGUGUAUGCUGCAAGAUAUAGUUCCGAUUGAAGUAUGCCUCUAGGUGUUGCAAUGAUAUUUGUGCAAAUGUAUCUGUGUGUGUGGACUUUGUCAAGGAUCAAAACUUUGUAAUUACGUUCCCUAUUGUGCAAUGUUAGUCUAGUACAUUUGCCUUAAAGAAAUAAUUCUAAUGGUUACAUGUACUUUAAUGUGUUUGUGACUGAAAAUAAAAUUAACGUUUAUGUGACAUGUAACUAGUUGGCCAACAGCACUAUCCUUGUUAUAUAAAUAAAGAUUGGCUGUGUGGUAUAAGGCAACCCUAUUCAAACAUCAUUAAUACAAGUAAGUUAAAAAUUUUAAAGCUAUUUUCUACCAUAUUAAACAUUCCAAAAAUGUUUUCCCUUUUAGCAAGUCAAAAAUUUCUUAAACAAAACCAGAAUAUAUUUUACUGUGAUAGCGUACAGAGAAAUAUUCAAUGUGACUCUGGGGUGGUUUGUUUUUCUCCCCAGUUUUGGUAUUUUGUACUCCUUUUAUUCCAUACAAGCAGAAAACUGAGACAGGAAAAUUGAAUAACAAAUCAGUAUUUGGUUGGCUUCUUGUGUCAACCCAGUUCCUUGUCCCAUAUCUUACAAUAAUCAUUUAUCUCUCUGGCUCUGCAGCGUCCGUCCAACCGAUUGCUUGUCAUAUGCAAUUUCCAUUUCGAGGCUUUCAAGUAGUUUUCUUUUAAAGGUCUGUCAUUUUGUCCUCGUAAAAAAUCCUAUAUUCAAGUUCAGCAUUGGGAAUAGUUUAAAGAUAAUAAUUCAAGUUAAUCUGUAACUCCUUUCCUUUUCAAAUUCACAUGCCACCAUGAUUCCUCAUGAGUGCAAAUUAGAAUUCUGUGUCAUCCAGAUAAAGUAAGUAUGAAUGUUUACCAAUAUUCAAGGUUUGAGUGCAUUUAGAAGUGUAUAAAUAUUUUUAUGCAUUAAUCAUUGUAGAUUAUUCUUGGAAGUUUGUCUUUUGGAAGUAGAAAUUCGGAUUUAAAUAUGAAGCAAGUUUUCCCAAUAUUUUCUUUCAUAUUAAUCUUUUCUGCUCUUUAUCUAUUCAAACCUGGACAUUCCAAUUUUGAACACUUUUAGUUGGUUGUUGUCAUUUCUCAGGUAAAGCAGAUUGGAAUGUGGGGUCAUGUAUUUCCUCUUCAAUCCAAAAUGGGAGAACCAAGCAUAUCAGACUACUAAAAAAGUUCACCUGAAACCUACCAUCUACUGGUACUGUAGUGAGAAAGUUUAAUAUUGCAACACUGGUAGCUGCCCAUCAAUAUAAAUUUCAUCAAAUAAUUAAACUUGCCCCUAGUGGCUUAGUGGAUGAUUGCACUGUGGUUCCUACUUGAGUUCUACAAACCAAAAGAUCCCAGGUCUAAUGGUUGAUCUGUGUUGUUAGCUGAUUCAGCCAGAUAUGAUGAGAUCCCAAUCCUGGUCUAGGAAGUAGAGGGGAAGAAAAGGUACUGAUUGAAUAGUGAUAGAUAGCAUUGAUCUUGCUAUGAUGUCUAUGUGUACAUGCAUGAUAUCUAAUAAGAACAAGAGUGGACUAAUAGAGGAUGUCACUAUGGUUAAAAGUCAUUACUGUUUCUUACUGGGCUGAUAUUUCCUAAAAGCAAAAGUGGAAGUGAGGAGACCACCCAGUCUAUUAGCUAGAGAAUAGUGCUUGUCAGGUUUAAGGGAAUGAAAGUAUUUUAAACCCUGAGAUUACUGUACAUUUGAUAUUUACUAAUGUCACAACAUUGAUAAAUUGUGGGAUGUGGUACAAAAAUGACACUCCAGACCCUACUCUUUAAUAGAUGUUACUCACUUUACCUUUACAGACCUAGAUUUAGUUGAGUAUUGAGUAUUGGUAAUACUUAAAAUGACAAGUUGAACAACCAUAUGCAACACCAUAAAAGGAAGGGGUUUUAAAAUAGGGAAUCAGUUGAUUGGAAAGUCAACACUUCUAUUGGGUUGGGUGGGGUGGGGGCUGGCAGGAACACAGUGAUCAGCAGCAAAUAAAAGACAUCUUGUAAAUUAUUUAUGAAUGGGCCUUUAGGGUUUGUUGGAAAGUGAAUUAUGUUACAUUGCAUUAAAACGUAGCAUCUGAAGACAUUACAGAGACAGUAAGAUCUCUAAUAACACAGCUGAAACUAUAGAUAAACAGGCCCUAUUACGGGUAGCCGAAAUGCAAAGAGCAGCAGAGAUGAAGCUGUGAGGCAGGGUGGGGUGAAGCUGCAAGUUUACAAACUAAACUUUGACACCAAAUUUUCCAAAGCUUUUUGGAGUUUGUGAAGAUAUUUGACACAUUCUACAACAUCCAUGUGGCUGCCUGAAAUAUAUCUGCAAGCCAUUCUGCAGUAUUGAUGGUUCAACUCAGGGAGCUGAAUAAUUGCCUGAAGUCACCUGAUCACAUAUUGAAAGUAAGAUAAAUGCAAAGAUGCUUUUGUUCUAUUGAUAUUGAUUCUGUCAUCACUUCAUUUUGCUUCUUUGAGCUGUAUGAUUCCAAGGUGUCAGGAAAAAAAUUGUAUUGUUGUACAUUUUGACAUUUCAUCUCCACUGUAAAUAUUGUUCUUAUGGGAGACUAAUCUUUCAUUUAUGGCUAACGUUUGUAACUUUGCUGAAACAUUUGGAUGUCUCAGCUGUGUUUUGUAUACUCCAGAUAUACCUCAAAAAUGGGAAAAAUGACAUCCAAGCUAAGUUUUGAAGAGAGCAAAAAUAACAAUUCCCUACAAUUUUGGCGACACUGCCUACUGAAGUGUGCCACUUGUGUAGGUUUUCUAAAUUUCUUGUUUCAUGUUGCUUUUCUAAAGUUAUAAACAGUUCUGCUUGUAUAAUAAAAUUGAAGUUACCAACUGAA